ACUUUUUCUUUGCUUUAUGCGGCUGCUUCUGGUAUCCCAUUGGAACUUCGGCCUGUGAUUUAUACGGGACCCUCCACACACGUCGACAACUUCCAAAGGAAAACACCCCCAAUCAACUCACUCCGCCCAAAGGAUCCUUUUCUUUUUUUUCUUUAUUCUUUUUUGUUAAUCUAAUUCUCCUGUCUCCUUCGGAUCUGGUACUUGACCUGAACCCUUGAGGACCACCGAACUUUUGGAGAGCCCCCCUACAAGUCGCUUAACAUGCAGCACCAUGCCCCGUACGGAUAUCCCACUCCCCCGGCCUCUCCCGCGUACGACAACCCCAAGUGCAACGUCCAACAGCCCUUUGCGACACGCACUUUCCAGCCCCGAUGUGUACCCCUUGCCCCAGAGCAGCGUUUAGGACGUCUUCUCGAGGGUAAGCUUCAGCUCACUGAUAUCCUGGGUACCGGCGCAUAUGGUGUCGUCUACACUGCCCUGGAUAUCAACACUGGAGUUAGGUAUGCUGUCAAGUGCCUGAGCAAGUACAAUGCCGACGGAACACCACUGGAACGCCGCCAGAUUGCCUACCAGCAGCGAGAGAUUCGCCUGCACUACCAUGCAUCGGCACACCCAAAUGUGGUGUCCAUGUUGAAGAUUGUCGAUGAUCCUGACUGCAUCUAUGUUAUUCUAGAGUACUGCCCUGAGGGUGAUCUAUUCUUGAAUAUCACUGAGCGCGGCCAGUACGUUGGUAAGGAUGAACUCUCUAAGAAGGUGUUCCUUCAGAUUCUGGAUGCCGUUGAGCACUGCCACAACUUGGGUAUCUACCACCGGGACCUUAAGCCUGAAAACAUUCUGGUCACCGACAAUGGAGAGACCGUCAAGCUGGCCGACUUUGGACUGGCCACCAGCGAGGACCGCUCCGAGGACUACGGAUGCGGCUCAACUUUUUACAUGAGCCCAGGUAAAUAUAAUCAACCAUUUCACCAAGACGACAACACGCAAUUGGCUAACGGAGACGACUUUGCAGAGUGCUUGGACCCUUCCGCGAGAAAGCCCUACUACAUGUGUGCCCCCAAUGACGUCUGGAGUCUAGGAGUCAUCCUAGUUAACCUGACUUGCGGACGCAACCCAUGGAAGCAGGCUUCCUUUCAAGACUCCACCUACCGCGCAUAUGUUCGCUCACAGGACUUUCUCAAGACAAUUCUCCCCUUGACUGAUGAGCUCAAUGACAUUUUGGGACGCAUCUUCAACCCCAACCCCGAGCACCGGGUGACUCUCUCUGAGCUGCGCAACAGGAUCAUUGCUUGUUCCCAGUUCACCGUGCCAGCAGUGCCCACCAUGACCCUGCCCACACCCACUUCCACCCAAGACCAAUACGUUUCCAACGAGGACGCCAUAGUCGAUGACUAUGACUGCGACUCGGCCCUCUCGCCUGUUUCGACGUCGUCUAACGAAGGCUCACUCAUCUCGAGUGUGUCGACCCUUGAUGACCUUGAUGAGGAUGAUGAGGAUGAAGACUGCAUGGCAGAUCAGCAGGACUUGCCUCGGGAAUACAUUCCCCAAACAUACGAGCCAGAGGACUUUGGCGAGCAGCAACCCGUGUACCACGGCCACGAGUACGUCCCACAGCAGUACACUGGCCCUGUGCCCGUCCCUGUUCUGCAUGCUCCCAUUGUUCCCGUCCCUGUGGUGGCAGCGCCCAUACAGCACAUGCCCUGCCAGCAAGUCCCGAUUCCCAUUCAGGCACCCAUUCCUGUACAACCUGCUUGCCAACCCAAGUCCUUCUUCCCACUAUGGGAAGUGGUCAAAUACGUUCAGCAGGUGCCAAUGAUGCAGCAUCCUGUACCUUUCCACCAACAGGUGUCUUUCUUAUCAUCCCUCCCUGGCUGCUACUAA
Messenger RNA from Trichoderma virens Gv29-8, 1878 nucleotides. RefSeq lists its product as uncharacterized. Gene Ontology annotation, molecular function: protein kinase activity; ATP binding. NCBI's taxonomy places the organism in Eukaryota, Fungi, Ascomycota, Sordariomycetes, Hypocreales, Hypocreaceae. Gene Ontology annotation, biological process: protein phosphorylation. The record is from RefSeq and is a predicted model, not a curated record. The coding region runs from base 262 to 1878 and encodes 538 amino acids. The transcript has a single exon.